This is a messenger RNA of Strongyloides ratti, 1665 nucleotides long. RefSeq lists its product as hypothetical. The record is from RefSeq and is a predicted model, not a curated record. NCBI's taxonomy places the organism in Eukaryota, Metazoa, Nematoda, Chromadorea, Rhabditida, Strongyloididae. The coding region runs from base 1 to 1665 and encodes 554 amino acids. The transcript is spliced from 3 exons.
AUGAUGGUAGAAUCUUUGGAUACACUUACUUCUAAUGAAUUAAACUUAAUACCACAAAUAAGUAAUAUUAUUGACCAAAUAAAAGUUCUCAAAAACGAUUGCAAAUAUGAACACCUAUUAUCUAUAUAUGAAAUUAUAGAUAUUUUUUUUUCUAAUCUUUACAAGUCAAAUAUAUCUAUGGAAUUUUUAGAAUACAUUGAAUUAGUUACAAAAUUUUUAUCAACACCUAUAGAUAUUCGUUUGAUUGUUGUAAAAUUAUUGUUAAAAAAACCUACAAAAUAUCCUGGAAGAAUAUUUAAUAAAGAUGAACUUCAGAUUCUUUCUCAGAAUUCGAAUAAUAUUAAUGAAUUUAUUAAUAUUGUUUCUAGGGAAAAAAUUUCUCUACAUUUUAUGAUUUCAAAUACAUUUCGUCAUGAAAGAAUUGAAUAUCAAAUGGGUAUCACUGGAAAGGAGGUUAAAAAGUGUUCUGUUGAGAAUCUUAUGGAUACAGUAGCAAAGAUUAUCAAGCAAAAUAAACUAAGAGGUGUCUAUAGAAUCAACUUUUCAUUUUAUAAAAUGUUUUCUUCAAUGGUAAUAUUUAUCUACAGUAACAAUAUUUCAAGACUAACUCUUGAACAUCACAAUAUAAUUGAAUUUUAUGUAAACAAAAAGCUCAAAUACAUGGUUAUGCCAAAUAUCGAAUUAUUAGAAGAGUCAAAAUUAAAAUUAUUUACUGAUAUUGUUAUGUUAUAUUUUAGUAUUAUCAAUAGUAAUCACAUUGUUACAAAUAAUGACAAAUUUUCAACGUACACUUUAAGUGAGGCAUCAAAAAACUACAAACUUUUGAUGGUAGACAAAAGUUUUAACAAAUUUACAAAAGAAAAUUUUCAAAAUUCACCACAUUUUAUCUUGUUUAAAUGUAUGAAAUUCAUGGCAGGUAGUUUUGCUUCAUUUUCAAGAUUUGACAUAGCAAAAGAAUUAUUUGAGCCAAUAAUUUCUACUGUCUUUUUUACCAAAAUUCCUGAUUUUCUACAAUAUGGGUUUCUGUAUGACUACUGCAAAUUAUUAAAAAAAUUAGGUGAAAGGAAAAAAAUUUUAGAAAUUUCACAAAAGUUAUGUGAAAGAUUAAAACAACUACCUUUGUAUUAUGCUGUGGUUUUUUACAAAUUGUACAGUGAACAAAAAACACUUAAAAAAAAUGAGAGUAUUAAAUUUUUUGGUGAUCAUUUUUUACCUAUACUAGAGGGAACAAUAGAGGGAACUUCAAAAGGAAAUGUCAAGUCUUUAGAACAGUUACGUGGAAUAAUAUUAAAGGAUUUAAAAAAGUUUAUAAAUUGUUCAAAAGGGGGUAUUCUAAAUAAAAAUUUAUGGGAAGAAGUCUGUUUAAUUUUAAUAUUUAACCAUCUUAGUAUUGAAGAAAUUCAUAGCUUUUUUUAUACCGAACAUUUUCCCCUAUUUUCUAAGGAAAAAAUGAGAAGUCUCGUUGAAAAAAGUUGCAAACUUUUGUUGAAUUUGAAAAGUCAAAAAAAUUAUGCAAUCAUUUCAUCAAAUCAUGAUCAAUAUUCAAAGUUUGUAAAAGAACAAGAAUAUGGAAAUGUCAAUUUUGUAAAGGUUUAUGGUGUAUAUGUUAAAGAAUCCUUUUCGAGAAUUGAAUCAAGAAUUUAUUUAUUUAUGGGAUUCAAAUAG